AUGCAGUCAUUCCUUACUUUUGCAUUGCUUUUCGGCAGCACUCUGGCUGCUCCAUUAAACGCUGACCAGAAUGAAGUCGCUCGUUCUGUUGAGGGCGCCCUUGGCCUGGAGAAACGUCAAACCCUUCCCCGAUCCGUAGUCCAGAUCAUUGACUUGGGCAACGGUGAAGACUCCGAGACUUCUACCACCGAUGCUUUCAUCGAAACCACUGCUACCAGCACCACUGCCUUCGGGAUCCCGACUGAUGGACCUGUCGAUCCUUUUGGAUCCACGGAUGAUAUUCAACAGCCAGAUCCCGCCGGCCCCAUCAGUGGUCUGGACAAGAGACAACUCGAUGCUCUGACGAGUCUUCUUGGAGGACUGGCACCCGUACCCAUGAACAAAAGACAGCUCGAUGCUCUGACGAGCCUUCUUGGAGGACUCAAGUCCGAUCGCCUGAACAAGCGACAACUUGAAAGUAUCACCGGUCUUCUUGGUCCACUCCUCGGAGGCCUUGGAGGCCUAGGGGGUGCACCACCUGCCGUGCCUCCACCUGUACCCGUUCCCGGGGUCACCGCUACUACGACCGCUACUGGGGCCACUUCUACUGCUAGCGGUGCUGUUCCUACCAACCUCGAGGAGUUCCCCACUUUUGGUUCUGAAUGA
This is a messenger RNA of Fusarium musae, 645 nucleotides long. RefSeq lists its product as uncharacterized. The coding region runs from base 1 to 645 and encodes 214 amino acids. Lineage: Eukaryota; Fungi; Ascomycota; Sordariomycetes; Hypocreales; Nectriaceae. The transcript has a single exon. The record is from RefSeq and is a predicted model, not a curated record.